UACCAUUUCUAUCAGCAUGGGUCUUCGUUGCUGAACCCGUGGACAUUCGGCCGUCACCUUCACAAUCAAAGACAUGCUGUCACGGAUGAUCUUGAGCUUUCUUACUGUUUCUGGCUUUUCGCCUGAGUGGGUUGCCGGAAAUGGAUAGACCUCCAUUGGGAUGCUCAACUUGCAGGGACUCGAAAGUGAAGUAUGAUAUGCAGCAGCCUGCGUGUCUGCGUUGCGUACGUCUCCAGCUAGACUGCCCAGGCUAUCCAGAUCCUUGGGACGUGCUCCACCGAGAGCAGAACUCGCGUGCAGCAUCGCAGGUAGCAGAAAGAGUCAGGAGAAUUAAGGCUGAACGACGAGAUAAACGCAGGGCAGAGAAGAUGGAGUCGCAGCUCCUUCGCACGAUGAUGUAUCGCAUCGAUGUUGAAGCUGAGGUGUACUGUAUCUCUGCGCUUUUUGGUUCCUUUUCGGACAGCUCCGGUAUCAUGGUUUUCGAUGUACUUCCGCAGCUCCACGCUGGCCAUCCCGCCGCUUGCUUUUCCCAUGCGCUCAAGGCUGCUGCACUUGCCAAUGCGGCAAUCGAGAGUCGCCAGCCGGGACUUCUGACAGAUGCGAGGCGAGCAUAUAAAACAUGUAUCUCCAGUCUGCGACAGGCGAUGGAAUCGCCCGGAGAGCUUAGAGACGACUCUGUACUCAUGGCUGUAUUCCUCACGGGCUUCUUUACGUUCACUCUGCGAAGCUUACCCGGAGCCGAAAUGCGUACAAUUGGAGGAUUAUGCCCCCAUGCCGCGGGCGCUCAAUCACUGAUUCAGUACCGAGUACAGACAGGACUCGACAACGAGAUCGAUCGCGAACUGUUCGUCUUUUGCCGGCACAUUGGGCUGAUCGUGUUUUUCAGCUCAGAAAAUCCCAUGGAUCCUGGUUGCUUUCUCACGGAGUUCGGUGCCAAAUGGAAUACGUGGACAUACCAUGCCGCUUUGGAUUCAUCGAUAGGAAGGGCGAUUGUAGUCAUGGGCCAGCUACGUUCAGCCAGUCGUUCUCGCAACGAGAGUUCCGAGAAUGUCGCACGUCUGGGCAGUGAAACAUUCGGCGUGUUUGACGAACUCAUCUGCGCCACUUCAUGCAUUCACUGGAACGGUAGCUGCGCAUCCCGACGGACAGCAUUCAAUGGACUGAUAGGGUUGACUUCCGCGAAGUCAGUAGCUAUCGCAAAGAGUCUAUACCUCACAGUCGGGCUACACCUCCUACAGCUACUCUUCGAGCUGACGACCGGCACUGGAAGAUCCGAAGAAUUGACGAAUCUGUGCAGUGGAGCGGCAGUCUUUCGUUGCAUCAACCAGCUCUGGGAACAAGUCACUGCAGCCAUUGAUAUUGGGGACGGGAGAAGCGAACCUGCAAAUGGACCAAGCAGAGCUCUGAGUGUUUUCUUCUUAACUUGGCCUCUGAUGGCUAUUGCGCACUCUCCAAAGGCCAGCACUCAGAUGAAAUCGAAUGCGAACAGGAUCCUAAGGGGAAGCUGAGGUCAGCCCUCGCCGCUGUUGGACCACAAGUCAUAGACCACUCCAGGUGCGAAAUCGCUCGUUGAACAAAAACUCCUCAGAGUUACGCAAUUCCUGUGUGGCCCAGGCUGGCUCGACAAUCCUCGACUACAAGAACUCCUGUGAUCAUGCUAUCAAGGACAGCGUUUGAACCCGAAUCAGAAAAACGACCCUAUCACGUUCUAGCACCUCAAGGUUGAUCUGAUCUGACUUCAGGAAUCCGCGGCUUCGGUCCAUGGGAUGCACGGAGUGGUCGAACGACGCUCAAAAGUUUUUCUUCACGCUAGCUUCUUUCAGGCUAUAAUCGCGGGUAGCGCAUGAGAUGUUUCCUCCACGGAGGCGGGAGAACUGAAAGCUACCUCUGUCACCGGAUAGAGCACGAGAAAGUUCGCGUUGGGUUUAUAGGCUGUGUCGUUGUGCUGCUAGGCUGCUUUGAGCAGCAAGCAGAUAUUGGAUUAUUGACAUAUUUGAAAGUGAUAUGUUACUCUGCGAAUGUGGUCGUCUGUUGACUCGGCCUGAUGAAACUGGACAGACCCGCACAGGCCAGAAUGUCGACUGAACCUGGCAAAAGAACGGCCGGACUGUACUGCUUGAAGGUCAGGCUCCGUGGUAAGUCGAUCAUGGAGUCGCUCGAUGCAAACAGUAUCGUUGUGCUAUUCCGUUGAACAUUGAACGCAGAUGCCAUCCGCAGUCCGUAUCCAUGACCUUCCUGUCAUAGACUGACAGUGAGGUGAGGCUGCUAAAUCGACAAAAAAGUGCCCACUUGCACAGCAGACAUAUAUGAUCUGUC
This is a messenger RNA of Cercospora beticola, 2316 nucleotides long. Its product is annotated as Zn(II)2Cys6 transcription factor domain-containing protein. The record is from RefSeq and is a predicted model, not a curated record. NCBI's taxonomy places the organism in Eukaryota, Fungi, Ascomycota, Dothideomycetes, Mycosphaerellales, Mycosphaerellaceae. Gene Ontology annotation, molecular function: DNA-binding transcription factor activity, RNA polymerase II-specific; zinc ion binding. Gene Ontology annotation, biological process: regulation of DNA-templated transcription.